CAGACUCUGCAACUCGGAUUGCGCAGGUGCGUCUUCGGUGUCAGGUGUUUCCUCCCAUCGCGCGUCGUCGUCUCGGUGUCCAUCCGCGUCCUCGCUCGCGCUUUCGACCUCGUCAUGAGGGCCUUUGUCCGCGCCCGCGCCGUCGUCAACUACUCCGCGUGUGACAUUCGGGUCGUCCGCACGCGUUUCAAUGCUAUCUAGCGGCUGCAAAGGCUCGGUCUGGGCCGCGUCUUGCCCUUGCUGCCAUUCGUCGAGCGUCACAGCGGUCACCGGCAGGGCCCCGCUGACGGCUGGCGAUGCGGUGUCCGCACUGGGUAUAUCUAGUGCUGCGCUCGGGCCAGCGUCCACGCCUCGCAUUUCAACGUCGGGUUCCUGCACGGCUGUCGGUCUGAAUCCGCGUCCAAUGCUGUAGCUAGAGAGAGGAUGUGAUCAGCAACGAAUGAACGAGUAUGCUGUGUGGUCCAUCGCUUACGUGAUUUGCGUU
Molecule: messenger RNA, 484 nt
Organism: Fomitopsis serialis
Lineage: Eukaryota; Fungi; Basidiomycota; Agaricomycetes; Polyporales; Fomitopsidaceae
Exons: 1
Coding region: 191-412 (73 amino acids)
Source: RefSeq, a predicted model, not a curated record